CCCCGGCAGGAAGCAAGGGUGCGGCGCAAUCCGGAGACAACGUUGGAACGCCGAACUACGCCCGUGUUCCCUUUUAGUCUCUACUUCUUCCUUUUUCUAGCUUGGGGCGAAGGCGGAGCGGGAUCUCCAGAAUCCCCGCCCUCAGGGUGUGAGUAGGCAGCAGGGACGUCCCCUCUAUUUGCAUAGUCCCCAGGACGUGGCGCGGCCCAGAGGCCACUUCCGAGUUGGAAGGAACUGCAAGUCCCAAAAUGCCGUGGGACCGGGUGCGUCACUUGUGUUGUGUUGGAGGAUGAGGCGAACUGAGUCUGGAAGACAAGACCGGCUUGAGAGUGACCUCCAUGCCCUAGCAGGGAAGCCCGGCGGAAGAGGGCCAGUGAGAGGUAACGGAGACCGACAGUCGUACUGGGGGGCGGGCCAGGGCCUAAAGGCUUGGAGCCGGGCGGAGGGGUGAAACCCUGUGCUUCUGCCCAUCCUUUCCGUGGAUGUCCCAAAUGGAGCUGGCGUUGGACCCGGGUGACCAGGACCUACUGGACUUCCUGCUAGAGGAAAGCGGAGACUUGUGGACAGCGCCUGACAAGGCUGUGGUGGCUCCACUAGACUGGGAGCUGCCGCUUUCUGAGGGACCGAGCGACGGGGAGGUAGAGGAUUUGCUGAGCUCCCUACUGUGUUCCUCAGCAUCGUUGAACGUCCUCAGCUUCUCCAACCCCUGUCCUGUCCUCCAUGAUCACACCUACUCUGUCCCACAGGAAUACAUCUCCAGGGAUCUAGAGAGCGGCAGCUAUGGACAGGAGGGGGCCCAGGUGACUCCACUGCGGGUGGAGGAGCCGGCAGAGCAGGACACUGCUAGGCUGAUACUGACAGAUGAGGAGAAGAGGCUGUUGGAGAAGGAGGGGCUUACUCUGCCUGGGACGCUUCCUCUCACCAAGAUGGAGGAACAACUUUUGAAACGAGUGAGGAGGAAGAUUCGGAACAAAAAGUCUGCUCAAGAGAGCCGCAGGAAGAAGGAGGUGUAUGUUGGAGUUUUAGAGAGCAGGGUCUUGAGAUGCACAGCCCAGAAUCUGGAGCUUCAGAACAAAGUACAGCUACUGGAGGAACAGAACUCAUCCCUUCUAAGUCAGCUGAAGAAACUACAGGCCAUGGUGAUUGAGAUGUCAAACAAAACCACCACCAGCAGCACCUGUGUCUUGGUCCUACUCUUCUCCUUCUGCCUCCUUCUCAUACCUGCUAUGUACUCCUCUGACACAAGGGGGAGCCUGCCAGCAGAGCACAGAGUGUUGUCCCGCCAGCUUCGUGCCCUCCCCAGUGAGGAUGCUCACCAGCUGGGACUGCCUGCCUUGCAGUCAGAGGUGCCAAAGGACAGCAAAAACCAGUUGCUGGACAGCUCAGACCAUGUACUCCAGGCUCCUGGCAACUCUUCUUGCCUGCUAUGCUGCAUGCCUCAGGCUCGUAAUACAGAGCCUCCCCCGGAGUGGCCAUUGCUUGACCUCUUCUCAGGGCCCCCUCAGUUAGGUCCCAUCCUUACUUUGCAGGCAAAUCUCACAAGACAGGAGGGAUGGUUCCCUACUCCUAGCUUUUCAUCUGUGAUCCUGCAGGUCAGAUACUCAAGCUAGAUGAGAGGAUAUGGCAGGACUGCAACAAGAGCCUUUUUCUGUGUCCAAAAAAUGGAGAGAGGGCUAGCCUCAGCUCCUGUGUUCUGUUAGGAAGUCUGAGAGCUCACACACACCACACUUACUGGCUUUUUGGGUCUUUUAUUUGUACCCAUGUGUCUAUCGCCCCAUGAAUGGAUCUGGGGAAAUCAACUGACCUUUCUGAACAUUUCAUGCAGUGAGGAAAGAAAUAAAUAAGUGAUUCUGA
This is a messenger RNA of Microcebus murinus (gray mouse lemur), 1854 nucleotides long. RefSeq names its product cAMP responsive element binding protein 3 (gene CREB3). The record is from RefSeq and is a predicted model, not a curated record. Gene Ontology annotation, biological process: regulation of transcription by RNA polymerase II. Gene Ontology annotation, cellular component: nucleus. NCBI's taxonomy places the organism in Eukaryota, Metazoa, Chordata, Mammalia, Primates, Cheirogaleidae. Gene Ontology annotation, molecular function: RNA polymerase II cis-regulatory region sequence-specific DNA binding; DNA-binding transcription factor activity, RNA polymerase II-specific.